This is a messenger RNA of Emiliania huxleyi CCMP1516, 2722 nucleotides long. RefSeq lists its product as hypothetical. Gene Ontology annotation, cellular component: plasma membrane. NCBI's taxonomy places the organism in Eukaryota, Haptophyta, Isochrysidales, Noelaerhabdaceae. The record is from RefSeq and is a predicted model, not a curated record. Bases 26 to 2722 code for a protein of 898 amino acids. Gene Ontology annotation, biological process: transmembrane transport; monoatomic ion homeostasis; monoatomic anion transport. Gene Ontology annotation, molecular function: solute:inorganic anion antiporter activity. The transcript is spliced from 4 exons.
CCUUCCCUCGCCGAAAACCAAGGCCAUGCUGCGGUUGAGGGCAAUCAUCCUCGCCCUCAACGGCGCCAGCGCCAGCGUCAGCCAAUGCUUCUGCGGCUGGGUCGAGCAGUACCCAUGCCCUGAGAUGGUUGGCAUGACCGCGUCGCCUGUGAACCCAAACAACCUGCCGUCGGCGGUCCCUGUCGCCGCCGACUUCUCGCAGCAGCAGUGCUACGACUAUUGCUGCCCGGAUGGCUUCUACAAGGACGACCCGACGCCCUCCCCGCUCUCUCCUCCGCCUCCUCUCUCUCCACCUGUGCCGUACGUCUGCUCUUGCGGGUGGACGGCAGACUUUUCGUGCCCAGGCAAGCCUCUUGGCUCACAGGGAGCGGCCAGUAUCGACGGGUCUCCGUGCUUCAACUACUGCUGCAACAGCCCCAGCGCUCCGUACCCGCCGUUCUCGCCUUCUCCGCCUCCGUCGCCGCCGGCGCCUCCAGAGCCACCUGCGCUUCCUUUGCCUCCGGGCUGCUCCGAGUGCGAUGCGGGCGAGGAGUGCGGCUACUGCCUCAAGCUCGUCACGCCGUGCCAGUUCUGGUACGCGUGGGAACAGGAACAGGCCACCUGCGGGCCUGACCUCGCCGCGGGAGAGUGGUGCCGCGGCGACGGGUCAUGCGGGACGGGAGCGCCCGAGAACCAAUGCACGCUCCCCAUCUACAACGCCAUCUACGUGCGCGUCGACUGCGCCCUGAUUCCUCCCUCGCCCCCUCCGCCUCUCGCGCCGCGGCCUCCGGCCAUGCCUGGCGAGGGAGCCUACCUGCCAGCUCCUCCGCCGCCCCGCGCACCCGGCCAAGACCUCCAGCCCCAGCGGCAGGGCGAGGGGAACGGGAUCUUCGGCUCCAUCUCGCUCCCGCUCCUGAUUGUGAUAAUUGUGCUCGCGGUCUGCGUGCCGUUACUCAUCUGCCUCCUUCUCUGCUACCUCUGCCCGGGACGGUUCGGAUGCCGCAGGCAGGAGCCGGCGACCAUGGUGCUCAUAUCGACCGGCGGCAUGGGCGUGGUGUGGGCACUAGUCGGUGGCCAACCGCUCUGUAUCAUCGGCGUCACCAUGCCCGUCGCCAUCUUCACCUCGGUCUGCUACAAGCUCGCCGAGGCGCUCGACGCGCCCUUCUUACCGUGGCUCGGCUGGGUCUGCAUCUUUUCGGGCGCUCGCCGCACGCCCCGCACCCGCUACAGCGCGGACCUGACACCCGCGCCCUCCUUUCCGGCCCACGCAGGCCUGAUGCACAUUGCGCUUGCGAUCUUUGGCGCGGUUCACUUUGUAAACAAGACGACCGCCUUCUCAUGCGAGAUCUUCGGCUUCUUCAUCUCUGUCACCUACAUCUGGGAUGCGCUCGUCGCACUGCUCGACCCGAUUAUCACCGGCGCCGCGCCUUCCGCGAUGCCCACUCCGCCCUGCACCGCUCCCACCGCCCAAUCCUGCGCACAGGCAAAGACCUCGACUUUGACGGCACCUAUCCACCCGGCGCAGCAGCGCGGCGCGGCCUUCACCAACCUCGCGCUCGCCGGCGGCACCUACGUCUUGUGCAUGGCCUUCCACCGGGCGCAGCGCUGGCGCCUCUUCACUCCGGGCGUGCGCGUCCUGCUCGCCGACUACGCCGCGGCCCUGUCGCUCGGCGUCCUGACGGCGCUGUCCUAUAUCCCGGUGGUGGACGACGCGAUCGGCGACAAGCGGCUCGACGUGCCAGACGACAAUGGCCUCAACCCUUCCUUUGACCGCAGCUGGCCGGUGGACCUUUCUGCCGGUGCAGAGGACCCGGCCGCCGAGCUCAUCGUCGAGUCGGCGAGCAACGCCACCGCGGCGGCGCUCGAGGAGCCGCUCGUGCUCGAGGCGUGGCAGAUCGCCGCCUCCACCUUGCCGGCGCUCAUGCUGACGGCGCUCUUCUUCUUUGACCACAACGUCUCGUCCAAGCUGGCGCAGGACCCAAAGUUCCACUUGCAGAAGCCGAGCGCGUACCACUGGGACUUCUCAGUCCUCGGCCUUGAGGUGCUGCUCGUCGGCCUCUUUGGCGUGCCGCCGGGAAACGGGCUCAUCCCCCAGGCGCCGCUGCACACGCGCGCCCUCGCCACCGUCGAGCUGCAGGAGCGAGCCUCGGGCAGCGGGCACAAGGAGACCUUCCACUCGGUGGUCGAGACGCGCUGGUCCAACCUGAUACAGUCCACCGCCGUGCUCUGCUCCGUAUUUGCCCUCCCCGCCAUCGCCGUGAUACCGCAAGGCUGCCUCGACGGCGUCUUUCUCUUCCUCGGCAUGGCGGGCUUCGAUGGCAACGAGCUGUGGGAGCGGAUGUGGCUGAUGAUCACACAGCCGUCGCUGCGCGCCCGAGAGCUGCGCUUCAUGGGGGCGGACACGCGCUACUCGCGCGUGCAGCUGUACACGGCGAUCCAGCUCGCCUUUGUGGUGCUGGUGUUUGUGCUCGCCAAGCUGCCCUACAUCGCGGUGGCGUUCCCGUUGCUGAUCGCCGUGCUCAUCCCCUGCCGCAUCUACUGGCUGCCGCGUCUCUUCACGCCAACCGAGCUCGACGCGCUCGACCCGCCGGAGCCGCCGCCAGACUCGGCGCGCGAGCCUGAGCCGAUGUCGCCGCGCGCGGAGCCCGCUCGGCCAAGCCCGUGGCCGGACGGCGCGGCCGAGGGCGGUGGACUGCACCUGGGCGGCAGCAGCACUCUGUCAGAAGCCCACCAGGCUCUUUGA